GUUGUCACUGUGUACCUCGCUACCAUCAGGAAGCUAGUCGCUGCUACUAGACUCGCGGGUCUGUCUGACUCCUUGCUCAUUGUUCAAACACAGCUUCUACUUGUGAUUACAACCAUGGAUCACUUCCUUGGCCCACACACCACAGAAGCAGUGGCACACUCCAGGCUCAGCGAGGACUGGCUAGACUGGGACAUCAGUCGCCCUUCAUUUGACGAGUCCCUUAUUGCCCACUGUGCUUCAUAUCAUGCGUUUGACCGUUAUUUAUCUGGAGAGGAUCUUUUCAUCCCCCCUCGUUUUCCAAGUGAGCUGGAACGAGUACUACGCAGACACGCAUACGACUCGAUCCAUAAUGCAAUCUCAAGAUCUCGUCAAACGCUGAAAACUGGAGGAUACAGCAGAACUUGUCAUCUGGCAGAGCAAUCCAUCCGCAGUGUUCUCAACACAGAUGACAACGCGAGGAGAUUGCUAGCUUGGCACAGGCCCAACAACCCCUCACCGGUGGCUAUGGAGAUGGUGGCCCAUUCUGUUUCGGUAAUAAAAGUUUAACUCACCUCACCCUCUUAGACGUUGGGUAUGGGCAUUCAUAAAUUUAUUGUUGGCAUCAUUCCACUACGCAGUACCCUCUGGAACACAAAAUUACUGUACAUGUACAUUAGGCUUUCAUCAUUGUAUUUUGAUAGAUGGUAGAUGCAUUGAGCUAAUAGACAAAUUCAACACUGAG
This is a messenger RNA of Suillus clintonianus, 721 nucleotides long. RefSeq lists its product as uncharacterized. NCBI's taxonomy places the organism in Eukaryota, Fungi, Basidiomycota, Agaricomycetes, Boletales, Suillaceae. The transcript is spliced from 4 exons. The record is from RefSeq and is a predicted model, not a curated record. Bases 115 to 546 code for a protein of 143 amino acids.